Molecule: messenger RNA, 2330 nt
Organism: Epinephelus fuscoguttatus (brown-marbled grouper)
Lineage: Eukaryota; Metazoa; Chordata; Actinopteri; Perciformes; Serranidae
Product: hyaluronan-binding protein 2-like
Exons: 13
Coding region: 73-1959 (628 amino acids)
Biological process (GO): proteolysis
Molecular function (GO): serine-type endopeptidase activity
Source: RefSeq, a predicted model, not a curated record
AAAGUGAGAGUGAUCUGCCAGACAGUGCACUCUCACUUCACUCUGCUGGAUGUCUUCUGAUCCACUGCCAUCAUGAACCUGAAGCUCCUCUUCUUUUGCCUCUUCUUAGCGGUGCUCCUCAUGCCUGCUGAACUGAAACAUAAAAAAAAGCACAAACAUCAUCAUGGCCAUAAUCAUCAUCAUCAUGAUCAUGAUCAUGGGUCUCAGAGAAAUAAUCUAAAACACUUAAAAAAGAAGGGAAGGCUUCAGGAGAUACUUGAAGACUUCUUCUUUGCAAUCCUGGAUGGAGCUGGUGAUGAAGACAAUGAUGACAAAGACGACGACACUUCAGACUGGCUCUAUGAACUUCAAGAGCCAACAGGCCAAUGCGACCCAAACCCUUGCCUCAACAAUGGAGUGUGUGAGGAGAGAGGGAAGAAGAAAUUCAAAUGCGACUGUCCAAAACCUUUCAAGGGAAAGAAAUGCCAGAAAGGUCCAAGACAUUGUAAAAGAGGUCGAUGCGGUCAUGGUGAAUGUGUACUGAUUUCAAUUCCCCCAUACUAUGAGUGCAAAUGCAAGGCACCCUUCCAGCCUCCACACUGCAGACACUUUGCACUUUGUGAGCCUAAUCCAUGUAGGAAUGGUGGAGAAUGCGUCGUAGAGGGUGAUGACUUUAACUGCCAGUGCUCUCCAGGGUACAGAGGACGUUUCUGCCACGUUGGCCCAGAUGACUGCUAUGUGGAGGACGGAGAGUCAUACCGUGGCAAUGUGAGUGAGACAGAAGACAGAGAUGAAUGCCUCUACUGGAACUCUCACUUCAUCCUGGAGAACGGAGCUGAUCCCUUAAGCACCUUCGAGGACAAAGACGGACUUGGCCCUCAUAACUUCUGCAGAAACCCAGAUGGAGACAAGAAGCCCUGGUGUUUCUACAGAAAAGGCCGCAAGUUGUUAUGGGACCACUGUGAUGUCACGGAGUGUCCUGUGCCAACAGGUGUGACGCCAACUGAAAUUGUCCCUACUGAGGCCAAACCCACUGCUCCUCAGCCCCAACCUGCAACACCUAAACCUAUAGAAACCUCCAAACCAGCAGAUACCACACCCACAGUGACUGAGAAGCCCAGCCAGGCCCCACAACCUUCUCCUUCACCCACUUCUGCUCCUCUCCCCCCCACUGCCACCACUCAUCCGCAACAGUUCUCCACCUGUGGGCAGCCUCAGCCAAAAAAGGCCAUCACUCGGAUUUAUGGGGGUUUGAAAGUUCCUCCUGGGGCUGUACCCUGGCAGGUGUCCCUGCAAGUGAGACCACACAACAGCAAUCUGCCAUUCAAACACAUAUGUGGAGGAGUUCUCAUUGAGAGCUGCUGGGUGCUGACAGCUGGACACUGCAUUGACCAAGGUAAGGACAUGGAGGUGGUUAUGGGAGGUCUGUCACUGGAUGUGGAUGAAUCCACAGAGCAAACUGUAAAGGUUGCAGAGGCUAUUAGACACGAGAACUACAGAGAGACUGAAACAGCUGUUUACAACGACAUAGCCUUGUUGAGGCUGAGCGGCACUGAUGGAGUUUGUGCCAAUGAGACCCAGUUUGUGAAGACCGCCUGUCUGCCUGAUGCCGAACUGCCUGAUGGGACGGAAUGUAAAAUUUCUGGAUGGGGUGCUACUGAACACUCUGCAUAUGGUUCCAACCAUCUGCUGGAGGCCGACGUACUGCUGAUCGACCAGGAAAAGUGCUCUGAACCUGAUAUUUAUGGUAAAGUUCUGGAUAUUACUAUGUUCUGUGCUGGCCACCUGCAGGGAGGGGUGGAUUCCUGCCAGGGUGACUCUGGAGGACCACUGACUUGUAAGGAGAACAGCACCAACGUUAUAUAUGGUUUGGUGAGCUGGGGAGACCAAUGUGGACGGAAGAACAAGCCUGGGGUCUACACACGGGUCACCAACUAUCUGGACUGGAUCAGGUCAAAGAUUCAAGCAGCAUCUUCAUAAGCAAACUCUAAUACUCAGCAACAUGCCAGUGAAGCCAAGAACUUAGUGAUGUAUGGAGCAAGUCUUACUCAUCGUGAUUUAGCUUUUGGAUUUUGUGCAGUCGUGCCUGAUAGUUUAGACUUUAGACUUUUCAGGUCUACGAUAUCAUUUUUAAAUUCCAGUGCUACUUAAUACAAUCGUCCUAAAACGCUUUGGAAGAAUUUUAUCAAAUAGUUUUGUUGUGGAGUAAAUGUGCAUUGUCAUUCAGUUUAAUGUGUUUUUAUCUGUUACAUGUGACCUAGAAUCCUGAGACAAUCUAAAACCUGAAAUUAGAAAUGAAGAGUGUGUGGAAAAGGAAAAGACAAAAUAAAUGUUCAAUAUGACCAUCCUGA